This is a messenger RNA of Cladophialophora yegresii CBS 114405, 1137 nucleotides long. RefSeq lists its product as uncharacterized. The record is from RefSeq and is a predicted model, not a curated record. Bases 1 to 1137 code for a protein of 378 amino acids. The transcript has a single exon. Lineage: Eukaryota; Fungi; Ascomycota; Eurotiomycetes; Chaetothyriales; Herpotrichiellaceae.
AUGUCAAGUUCGACGCUCUACACCAAUCCCUCCGCCAAGUCAUGGACUUAUUCAUACGAGACAGAUAUAAGUCCAGCUCAAGCUUUCCACAAUCGCCUUCCAGGAUAUGAGCAGACGCCACUCAUCCCGCUGUAUGACCUCGCAGAGCAAUUGGGUGUCGGUGCCGUUUUCGUCAAAGAUGAAAGCAGUCGGCUUGGCUUGCCGGCCUUCAAAAUCCUGGGCGCCUCCUGGGGCACAUUCCGUGCAAUAGCCGAACAGACCGGUCUUUCGCUGAACAUGAGCCUGCGGGAUGUGUCAGAAGCGGCGAAGAAGGCAGGAACGAUUCUCUUUGCUGCCACAGAAGGAAACCACGGCCGUGCCGUUGCGCGGAUGGGGAAGAUUCUGGAGAUCCCCACCCGCAUCUUCAUGUCCAGGUUUGCGGACCAAGAAACAUGCCAGAAGAUUGAAGGCGAAGGUGCACAAGUUACUGUGAUCCCAGGUAGCUACGAUGAUGCGGUCGCUGCUGCCUUUGCAGAAUCGCGAAGGGUCUCCACUGGUCUUCUCAUCCAGGACAACGCUUUCGAGGGGUAUGAACGGAUUCCAGCCUGGAUCGUCGAAGGCUAUUCAACCCUUUUACUCGAGAUCGGGGAACAGCUUGAGGCACAAGGUCUCCGGCCUACCAUGAUCGUCACCCCGAUUGGUGUGGGUUCGCUCGGCCAUGCCGUCGUGGCCUUCUGCAAGUCUGGCGGGAGGCAGAUUGGGGUGUUGACUGUCGAGCCCGAGACGGCUGCAUGCUUACAGCAUAGCCUCAGAGCCGGGGAACGGAGCACAAUCGACACAUCGGCUACCAUUAUGAACGGCAUGUGUUGCGGCUCUGUGUCACCCAUCUCAUGGCCAGUCCUCUCAAGGGGCGUCGAUGCAAGCAUCGUGGUAUCGGACUUGGAAUGCCACGAAUCAGUACAGUACAUGCAGGAUUGCGGCAUCAAUGCUGGUCCCUGCGGGGCCGCAACCCUGGCGGCUAUCAAGAAGGCUGCCUCGAUGGGACUGUCUCUCCAGACCAAUUCUGUCAUUGUUCUGGUGAAUACUGAAGGUGCUAGGGCCUACCCUCUGCCGUCGUCUUAUGUGGCUGCAAAAGCGUCAGACCGCGCGGGAUCAUGA